AUGAAGGUUACUUCUCGACUUUCAAUGGAACCUUAUCAUUUCACGCAGGUCGCCGUGGCAGCACUGAGAAAAUUAUACCCUGAGCAGCUUGCCGAUAGUAGUUUUGACAAUACCGGAUUGCUCGUUGAAGCUCCGGAUCGUCCUAUAAUCUGCCGAAAGUCUGUACUGCUCACCACUGACCUAACGAGUGCUGUCGCAGACGAAGCGAUUAAUAGAAGAUCUUCUCUGAUUGUUGCAUACCAUCCUAUUAUCUUCCGUCCGCUGAAGGCACUGUCAUUGCAGGAUACCCAACAAAAAACCAUUCUUCGGCUCGUUCAGGAAGGAAUUAGUGUCUACAGCCCACACACUGCAGUAGAUGCGGCACCCGGAGGUCUAAAUGACUGGCUGGCCGAUAUUGUCACGGGCGAAGAAACCGAGGUUGUAACAUCCCCAUCUACAAGGACUAUAAUCAAACCAAUCAAAAAUGCGCCGCCGCCUGGUUUCGAGGGUGCUGGCUACGGGAGAAUCGUCCACUUCGACACCCCACAAGCACUUGGCGCUAUCGUUAAGCGGAUCACAAAGGGACUAAAGGCCCAGAAUGGCUUAAGCGUGGCAGUGCCCCAAUCAACUCCUCCUAGCCUCAAGUCUCAAAUCCCCAUCACAACUGUUGGUAUCUGUGCUGGCUCAGGAGGCUCGAUUCUGAACGGGUUAGAAGUGGACCUUCUGUUCACUGGAGAGCUUAGUCACCAUGAAGCGCUCGCUGCUAUUGAAGCAAACAGGGCUGUUAUCACGGCGGGACACAGCAACACGGAGAGAAGAUUCCUGGAGAGAAGGCUAAAGGAUCGAUUACUUGACGGUAUCUUACAGGAAUUAGAGCUGAUUGUUCCACCUGUCGAUCCACUCCAAGAUAUAGUUGUUUUUGCUAGCAUGGUGGAUAGAGACCCCUAUGAAAUAGUUAGGUUGGAGGACAAGGAUUGGAAGUAA
Blumeria graminis f. sp. triticale is the source of this 963-nucleotide messenger RNA. The record is from the annotation of a GenBank genome assembly. Lineage: Eukaryota; Fungi; Ascomycota; Leotiomycetes; Helotiales; Erysiphaceae.